AUGGCCUCGAUGGACGCCGUCAUCCAGCGCACACCGCCCGUCGUCGCAAGGACACACUGGGAGACGGCGCCGCAGCUGACGAGGCUACGCGCCCGGAACACGUCGGUGCUGUUCCGCAUCGGCAUCGACUCGAGGACGAUCGCGGAGCUGGAAUCGAGGUACGGGCGGCACUUUACCUACGCCGUCGACGCGGUCCACGAGCACGGCGGCUUCACUUGGUUCCUGGCCGAGACGCACGGCGACGGCUUCGCCAUCUGGCUCGAGGGCGAGCCCAUGCACCGCGUCGAGGGCAUCGAGGGCAUGAUGGAAGACGUCAAGGGCUGCAGGCGCUACAAUUUCGACGUCGACAUCAGCCUGUCGUUUGACGAGCGGGCUGCGCGUGGCCACCUCGGGCUCAUCGUCACGGCCAAGCAGGUCUGCCAGGGUCUGUGGGACCGCUGGCCCCGUGUCGAGAUGUCGGCCGGCUUCUUCAAGCCCCCGGUCGACGACGUCGAUCCGCCGACCGAGGCGGCGACGAAGCGUACUCGCCUGGGCAGCAGGCGGCGUGGAUCGACCAAGAAGGACAAGCGCGAACCGCAAAAGGCGGCCGGCCAGACCAAGGGCCGACAGCUGCCGCAAGAGAAGCAAGAGGACGGGCAGACGAGGCCUUAUGACAGCGAGAAGAGGCCGUGUGAAAGCGGGAAGAGGCCUUGCGACGACGAGAAGAGCGAGAAGCGCCCAAAGACGGGCAAGCAGGAGUCGACCUAG
Pseudozyma flocculosa PF-1 is the source of this 747-nucleotide messenger RNA. RefSeq lists its product as uncharacterized. NCBI's taxonomy places the organism in Eukaryota, Fungi, Basidiomycota, Ustilaginomycetes, Ustilaginales, Ustilaginaceae. The transcript has a single exon. The record is from RefSeq and is a predicted model, not a curated record. The coding region runs from base 1 to 747 and encodes 248 amino acids.